Pimephales promelas (fathead minnow) is the source of this 966-nucleotide messenger RNA. Lineage: Eukaryota; Metazoa; Chordata; Actinopteri; Cypriniformes; Leuciscidae. The record is from RefSeq and is a predicted model, not a curated record.
GCCCGCAAUCUCUGCCUCCAGCGUUCAGGGACCCUAGCGGUGGUGUCCAGUACCAAAGCGAUUAAAAAGCUGAACACUUUUCUACGGUCCCUGAAUAUCACCCAACCUGUAUGGAUAGAAAGUUCAGCCAUGUUCCAGAAAACUGGUCCUCCAGAUAUAUACACGCUGGAAUUUCCAGUGCGGCCACACCGGAAAUCGGCUCGUCUCCGCCAUAAGUUCCCAAACAUGGAAGCGCUAACGGUUUGCGCUCACCUCCAGCUUGAUCCAACUUGCCACGGACUUUCCACAGUCUUCUCAUACGCCAUAAAGUCAUUCAUUAAAGAAUUCCAACUCCAAGCACGAAUCUCAGGGAAUGAACCCGUCCAGCUCGCAUUGCUGGUGCAUGGUUCAAACACCACCUACGUAGCAGGCUUUCCCAAUGAUGCCUCCUGGCACUUUGUAUGUGCAAGCUUUGUUGCGAAUAGUGGAAAGUGGGGCAUCUGGGUGGAUGGAACGGUGGUGGGUUCUGGGAAUUUUCUCAACUCAUUGAAUUUCGUCGGAGGAGAUGGCCUUUUUAUGAUUGGACAAGACCAGGAGACCUAUGGGGGCUACAACAGUGGCAAGGCGCUUUGUGGGAACGUUACGCAGCUGUACAUGUGGGAUCGUUUGUUGGUCGACAGUGAAAUCCAAACCAUGGAAAAAGUUUGUUCACCCGUCCCUUCUGGCUUGUUCUUCAAAUGGAAUGAGUCCGCAUUGGAAAUCGAGACGUCGCUACAGACACGCAGAAGGAACUCGCCUUGUCAAGGUUCCACAAGCCAACCACCAGACCAACUUAUCUCUGGCUUGCCUCACAAUUUUUCCAUCCUCAUGUCUAACAAGGCCUGUGUAACCUUUGACCCUGCAAAGCAGCUGGACUUCUUAGGUUUUCCUGGGACGUCGUUCUUCUCACAAGUCAGCAAUGAGUUUCAUUCCAAAUCUGUGAGUUAG